UCAACCUCUGACCCUGAUUUUACUGAGGCGAGAUGGAAGCAUCUUUCCGAGAGUGCACCGGUUACGUGGAGUGUCAUACAAGGAUGGGUGUUAUCUAAAAAUGACUAAGUUUUAGGUGCUCCAUCAUCAUGGUAGCCAUGUGGAUCAUGGACAUGAUGCUGAAGGUUACUUGGGUGAUGACGACUGUUGGGUUUGCUGUGCUCCUGUCAGACUACCUCAGACUGCAACGACAACAGUGUACAGAAACUACUGGUGUACAAAAUACAGGGAAGCAGGCAGCAGAAAGGCCUCCCAAGCUUCCUGACGGUGACUAUGUCCAACAUGGGUCCUCUGUGUGGUGUUGGGGACACAACAACACUGACAGGAUGUGUAAGUUCUCAAACCUCUGCUUCUCCCCGCAACAUCAACAGUUUGUGUUCUUCCACGGCGAGCAGACAGUGACCCACGGAAUCCACAACCGUUUCCACCCAGCUCUCGUGGACAUGACCUCCAUUCCUGACCACAAUACGCAGUAUUUCCAGUACGUUGACCUUCCAAUCUCUGCGCUACAGGACUUCAAGAAAGUGAAGAUCUACCAGGGAACCAGUUUGAUCUUCAAUAGGUUCAAUCCAGAUAACCUGAUGCACGUUUUUCAUGACGAUCUCUUGCCCAUUUAUUUCACCCUUCGGCAGAUUACAGCAAGUGACGUCGAUCCUUUUAAUCUCAACAGUAGACUAGUUAUCAUGGAAGGGUGGCGACCAGGGGAGUUCGUUGACCUUUAUCAGAUGCUCUCAACUGAAGACCUUGUCUUCAAACAAGAGCUGGGUAAUUUAGGAGAACUCGUCUGUUUUAGCAAUGCCUACGUGGGUUUGUCCAAGGCAACAACGUGGUAUCAGUAUGGCUUUAAGGUACCACAAGGCCCAAAGGAUAACAUCGCAGUCACAGCUAGAGACAUCAGACAAUUCACAGACUUCGUAUGCACCAGGUUAGGUAUAGAGGAAACAGGUGUUUCCGAGUCCAAAUACAUUGUACUGUUUUCACGUAGAUUGAAUAGGUUGAUUGUGAAUGAAGUGGAUUUGACAAUUGCUUUGGCAAGUGAGUUCAACAUGAGGGUUGUAACACUGAGCAUGGAGUCACACACUGUACCUCAGCAGAUAGCAAUUAUUAGGAAGGCAUCCAUGGUAGUGGGGAUGCAUGGGUCCUUCUUGACACUUGCCAUGUUUCUGCCCCCCGGUGCUGUGGUCGUUGAACUGUUUCCUUAUGCUGUCAACCCUGAACACUAUGUACCAUACAGAACACUAGCCAACCUACCAGGGAUGAGGCUAACAUAUGCAGCUUGGAGGAACAUUGAACCACAAAACACAAUCACACAUCCAGACAAUCCUUGGGACCUGGGUGGAAUUGCACACUUGAAUCCAGCAGAGCAAGAUGCCAUUUUAAGAAGUACGGAAGUUCCAAGACAUCUCUGCUGUAGGAACCCAGAGUGGCUCUUUAGGAUAUAUCAAGACACUGUGGUGGAUAUACCAUCAUUUCUUAAGACUGUACGAAAAGCUGUGACAGAUGCAGAGGCAAACAAGCAAGGUAAUGGAGGCACAAGUUCAAGUGAUGAUGAUUACAAGAAAAUUUAUCCAGGCCCACCAGUUGAUUUCUCAUGCCAGUCUGUUCAAUCAUCAGAUGGGCUUGUUGGAUUACAGUUGUCAUGGCAACCACCAUGGAACCUGCCGUACCUUGAUGCAAAAGAUACCAAAUACGAAGUGUGGAUUCAGGAACAGGGUGAAGUAAGCUACAUGCCAUGGAUUCUCCCCUUCACUAGCCAUGUGUUUUCUGAAGGAAUAGAGGCAGAACAUGACUAUAAUGUGUGGGUUAGAUGUAUUGUUAAUGACACUGUGGUAGGACCGUUUGCAGAUGCUGUACAGUGUUCUACCUGAAAAUUCUGGGUAUAUCCAAUGUAAUACAGCAAGUACUCUUGCAGAAAAUAAGAUAAGAAGUACCUGACUGUACAUAUUACCA
Molecule: messenger RNA, 1989 nt
Organism: Branchiostoma belcheri (Belcher's lancelet)
Lineage: Eukaryota; Metazoa; Chordata; Leptocardii; Amphioxiformes; Branchiostomatidae
Product: protein O-linked-mannose beta-1,4-N-acetylglucosaminyltransferase 2-like
Exons: 3
Coding region: 129-1907 (592 amino acids)
Biological process (GO): protein O-linked glycosylation via mannose
Cellular component (GO): endoplasmic reticulum
Molecular function (GO): protein binding; protein O-acetylglucosaminyltransferase activity
Source: RefSeq, a predicted model, not a curated record